AUGAGGGCGGCGUCUGCGCCCACAGGCUCUGCGUUCGGCGGAACCCUGUCGCGCGUCGCCUGUCGCAGUCGCAUCAGGAGCGUGCGCAGCUCGGGCUGGGCGUCGGACGGCGAGGAAUCGGACAACGAUGGCGACUGGUGUGCAACGGUCGCGCACGACGACUGGGCGCCGGUGCGACGGCGACUAUCCUUCGCGGAGCAAGAGUCGAUGGGCGACGAGGCUGCGACUACAGGCAGGCCGGAGGCGGGAAUUGAGGAGCGGGGGGCAGGAAUUCCCCCUUGUGGCGCGGUGAGCGACCUUCUCGCUGCGUUCGCUCGCACAUGCUCCAUCGCCGCCGCUUGCCCUGCGCCCGCAGCCACGUGUCCAGCCGUCAUUACGUCGCAAGAAGCGUCGCACGGCAUGGAGGUCGCAUUCGCGGCACGAGCGCUGGUUAGCGCCGCAGAGGAGCGCGGAAUGGGGGCCAGCGGGGCCGGGGAGCGGGGGUUGGGGGUUGUAAGGUGGAGGGUACGGACGUGCGGGGCAGGGGGCAUGGGGGGAGGCGGGGCGGGGAUGAAAGGGGGAAAGGGCAGGGCGGAAAAGAGAGGGAGGGAGAGUGAUAGCGAUGGGGAUGCGGAAAGUGGGGAGGAGAGUGAGGAGGAGAGCGGUAGUGGCGGCGACGGUACGUCUGGGAGUAGUGGCGAUGGGGAUGACGAUGAGGAGGGGGAGGAGGAAGAGGAGGGAGAGGAGGAAGAGGAGGAGGAGGAGGGUGAAGAAGAGGAGGAGGGUGAAGAAGGGGAGGAGGGUGAAGAAGAGGAGGAGGGUGAGGAGGAGGAGGGAGAGGAGGGCGAAGAGGAUGAGGAAGAGGAGGAGAUGAAGCAGGUGCUUCCGGAGCAGCACCAGCGCGAGAAGCAGCAGCCCCAACAACAGCAGCAAGAGCGAGAGCAGCAGCAGCAGCAGGGCGCGCAGCAGCAGGACGCGCAGCAGCAGCAUGGCGAGCAGUACGAGGAGAAGCGGGUGUACGUGGGCGGGCUGCCGUACUACGCGACAGACGACGCCAUCCACGAGUGCUUCGAGGGGUGCGGCCGCAUCGCGCUCAUCCACCGCCUUCACUUCCCCGACUCGGGCCGCUUCCGAGGCAUCGCGCUCGUCACUUUCAAGGUACGCGCGCUGAGGCUACCUUUUUUUCCCGCGGCCCCAUUCCUCCCGCGCCCCUCUCUGGCCUUGCCCUCUCCGGCCCCACAUCGGUUGGGAGCUCAAGCUGUCUCCCCACGCAGUUCUCUCGCUGUCGACUGUGUUGCUGCCCUCAACUCACCCUCUUCCUCUCUUCCUGUCCUUACGGCCAUCGGAGCACGGAAGGCGUUGGAGCUGGACGGCGUUGACAUGGACGGCCGUUUCCUUCGCAUCAAGCCCUGCCGAGUCAACCCCUCCUCCGCCUCCUCCGCCCCCACUCCAACCACCCUCUCCGCCACUCACCCCACCACCACCGCCACCGCACCCAGUCCCAAGGAUCCCUCCGACCUGCCGCCCCCUCAGCGCGCACCAGGCAGCCUCCGCGCGUACGUGGGCAAUCUCGCGUGGAGCAUGGACGAGGCGGCUGUAGCGGCCUUCUUCCCCGGCUGUAGCAUAGCUGUGGUGCGCCUGGCGAGGAAUCCCGAGACCGGGCGGCACAAGGGGUACGGGCACGUGGAUUUUGAGGAUGAGGAGAGCUUGGAGCGGGCGAUUGAGCGCAAUCAGCAGGUGGCGUGUGGGCGGCCGGUUAAGGUCGCUUAUGCUGUGGCUAGUCGGGGGGUUGUGGGGGGCGGAGGGGCAGGAGGGGUAGGGGUGGCAGGGGGAGCAGGGAGGAUGGGGGGAGCCGCAGGGGGAGCAGGUGGAGCAGGGGGUGGGGGAAGUGGGCAUGGGGGUGCGGGGGCUGGGGGAUUAGCAGGGGAGGUGGGGGGAGGUGGGGAUGCGAUGGAGCAGGAGCAUGAGGGGGCGGGGGGGAGGAAGGGCAAGGGGCGGAAGAAGGGCGCAGAGGGGUGCUUUGUGUGUGGGGACGAGGGGCACAAGUCGUUUGACUGCCCGGAGAAACACCGCAAGAUGAAGCGCCACAAGAGCCAUUGA
This is a messenger RNA of Closterium sp. Naga37s-1, 2079 nucleotides long. Lineage: Eukaryota; Viridiplantae; Streptophyta; Zygnematophyceae; Desmidiales; Closteriaceae. The record is from the annotation of a GenBank genome assembly.